AUGGCAGCGUCACAAGGAAACUAUCGAGUAGUUGAGCUUCUGCUGGAGGAAGGAGCUGAGAAGAAUCAGAAAGACAGGUGGGGAAAUACUCCCCUCCAAGAUGCUGUGAACGCGAAUCAAGGGCCUGUUAUUCAGCUCCUCGUACAGUGGAAGUCAGAGCUCAAUACCGAGAACUCUUCGGAUAGAUUGUGCAACGCUGCGAGUAUAGGCGAUCUCGACACGCUGAAGCUGAUGCUUGAGCAUGGGCUCAGCCCAAACGUCGGCAACUGUGACCAGCGAACGCCAUUGCACCUUGCUUCCGCUGAGGGACACAACAAGCUCGUCGAGUACAUCCUGAGCAAAGGAGGAGAUGUGAAUGCCCAUGACAGGUGA
Guillardia theta CCMP2712 is the source of this 372-nucleotide messenger RNA. RefSeq lists its product as hypothetical. The transcript has a single exon. Lineage: Eukaryota; Cryptophyceae; Pyrenomonadales; Geminigeraceae. Gene Ontology annotation, molecular function: protein binding. The record is from RefSeq and is a predicted model, not a curated record. The coding region runs from base 1 to 372 and encodes 123 amino acids.